AGGGAAAACUGGCACUAGUACAUGGGGCCGAGGCCAACCAGUCAAGUGCAAAACAAACAUGGCGCCCGAAGUUAGCGAUAGUAGCGUGAAAUUGAGUGAGAAUGAUAUACCAGGAGCUUCUUUGUGUGGUCGAAAACCCGAAGAAUUGAAAACCGAUGAGUUGAAGUUUUGGCUUAGAUGUCGUGGGGACAAUGGGAAAGGAUUAAAAACGAAAGCACAGCUCGUUAAAAGAAUCAACGAUUAUAUUUCAUCGGGAAGAGAUAAAAAAAUAUUUGAUCCUGAUCCAAACAAAAUAUAUUCCCAAAGAAAGGAAUCACAAAGUACAAGCGCCGCGAAUGACGACUCGACUUCUUGCACAACGCAGCCUUUAAAAUAUCCAGCAAACGAUUGGAGUCUGUCUCUUCAAAAGAUGCCCGUAUUUACGAGAGCUAAUAUUGAUGUACACAUAGCGAAAACAGGGAAAAGAAUUGCCAACAAAGACCAGCAUAGCAUCCCAACUGCGUUGCAAAAAGGCAAGAGAUUCGACGAUGACGAGUAUCUUGAGGAAAUACGUUGUGCUUGUGACGAAAACUACUUCUAUGUGAAAGCACAGUGUACUCACAGUUUCUCAAAAAACGAUCUGCCCCAUCAAUUAAAAAUUGCCCUCAAUAUAAUAUCUGGUAAUGUGGAGCAUGCGGUAUGCACUUGUAUAUCAGGGAAUGCUGGACUUUGCAACCAUAUGAUAGGACUGAUGUUUAAACUUUGUAAGUUCACCAUAUAUAAAUGCACAGUGACUACAGAUCUUAGCCAUGAAGCUGACCAGCAAGCCACCCUAGCUUGCACAUCUAAGUUGCAACAGUGGCACCAGAAAGGAGGUGGCAAAAAAAUUAAGCCAGAACCAGUCAUGGAGAUGGUUAUUGAAAAAACAAAACUCAACGAUACCAAGACUAGGUCUGGGGUAAAGUGUCUACUCUAUGAAGCAAGAAGGAACUGUUUGCAUGACAUGAAAGCUGAGCAGAUACUGAGAGCGACUCUUUCUACAACUGAACCAAACUGUGGCUUUACGCAUAUGUCAAAUGUGCAAGUACAAGAGAGUAAAGAAACAAAGUAUGGUAAAUGUCCCAAAGGGUCAUACACAUCUUAUCAAGUGGGGUAUAGUGAGGCAAACUUUACUGCUGUUGCAGAUAUUAAUACAAUAACAAGACUUGCACUACCUAUUGCAGUCAAUCUGGUCUAUCCACAAUUGCCAUUGAGAAAUUCAGAUGAAACUCUACAAAUUCCAGAUGGUAUGAGUAAUGAUGAACUUUCCUUUCUGCGUGGCUUGGAAGUAGAUGAAAAAAAGAUCAAUGAAAUUGAAAAUGAAUCAAGGGAACAAGCCAAUUCUGCAAGAUGGUCUGAAGAACGAAGGUGGAGGUUUACUGCUUCCAACUUCCACACUAUCUCAAAGAGACAAAGAAACCACGACAAUUUUGCUGACUCCCUUAUAAACCCUAAAGAGGUCAAAACAGUUUAUACUGAGCAUGGGAAAAGGUAUGAGUCAACUGCUUUACUAGAAUACCACAAAUUCAUGUUUCAUCAAAAAACACCAGUAAAAGUUUUACCCUGUGGAUUGGUUGUGUCCAAAGAUUUCCCUAUUCUUGGGGCAAGUCCAGAUAGUAGGGUCAAUGAUACUGGUUGCGUUUACCACUUUGGAAUUGCUGAGGUGAAAUGCCCAUACAAGUAUUUUAAUGUUCAUCCCCUCAAUGCUGCUGAUGAUUCAAAAUUUUUUAUGGAGAAGAUCAGUGAUAAACAAUGCAAAUUAAAGGAAAACCACAUGUAUUACUCACAAGUUCAGGGGCAAAUGGGCAUCACAGGUGCUAUGUGGUGUGAUUUUAUUGUAUACACAAAAGUUGGCCUCUAUGUUCAAAGAAUCUCUUUUGAUCCAGACUUCUGGAAUCAGCUCAGACAACAACUAGUUAGUUAUUUCUUUAAUCAUUUUAUCCAUUUUGCUGCUAAGAGUUACAGUGAACAACAGAAUGAUAAUUAGAAUUUUUUUUUUAAAUAUUGAGAC
This is a messenger RNA of Stylophora pistillata, 2029 nucleotides long. RefSeq lists its product as uncharacterized. Lineage: Eukaryota; Metazoa; Cnidaria; Anthozoa; Scleractinia; Pocilloporidae. Gene Ontology annotation, molecular function: zinc ion binding. The record is from RefSeq and is a predicted model, not a curated record.